Neltuma alba is the source of this 1775-nucleotide messenger RNA. Its product is annotated as 5' exonuclease Apollo-like. The coding region runs from base 31 to 1377 and encodes 448 amino acids. The transcript is spliced from 4 exons. Gene Ontology annotation, molecular function: damaged DNA binding; 5'-3' DNA exonuclease activity. Gene Ontology annotation, biological process: interstrand cross-link repair; double-strand break repair via nonhomologous end joining. The record is from RefSeq and is a predicted model, not a curated record. Lineage: Eukaryota; Viridiplantae; Streptophyta; Magnoliopsida; Fabales; Fabaceae.
GCUCUCACUCUCCAGUUCCUCCGUAGGGAAAUGGUCAGUAGGUUGGUUUCGGUGGAUCGUUGGGCGGCGGGCAGUCAGGCGUAUUUCCUGACUCACCUUCACUCCGACCACACCAACGGCCUCUCUUCUUCCUGGGCCAAUGGUCCUCUCUUCUGUUCCCGCACCACCGCCAAACUCUUCCCUUUCAAAUUUCCCGAAUUCAACCUCUCCUUGAUUCGCAUCCUCCAAAUUGGCACCUGGCACUCCCUUUCUCUUCUCUCGCCAUGUGGCUCUGAGACACACCUCCAGGUCAUGGCCAUCGACGCUAUCCACUGUCCUGGUUCGGUGAUGCUCGUGUUCCGUGGUGAGUUUGGCUGCUUGCUUUAUACUGGCGACUUUCGUUGGGAAGCAACUUGCGAGAGGGCCAUGAGGAGCAGGGACAUGCUCCUCGGCGCUCUCAAGGAUCAAGUGGUUGACAUUAUUCACCUGGAUAAUACAUACUGCAACCCUUCGUAUGAUUUCCCCCCUCGACAAAUCGCGGCUAACCAGGUUGUUAACAUCAUUUUGUCCCAUCCUGAGCACGACAUCAUUAUUGGGAUUGACACUUUGGGGAAAGAGGAUCUUUUGCAUCAUAUUGCACGCGUGCUUAAAAUAAAGGUCUCUUCCUAUCCAUUCUUGAGAAUUUGGGUGUGGCCAGAGCGCUUGCGGACUAUGCAUCUUCUUGGAUUUCAUGAUAUUUUUACCACAAACACUUCUCUUACUAGAGUGAGAGCUGUCCCUCGGUACAGCUUUAGCAUCGAAACAUUAGAGGCACUCAAUAAAGUUCAUCCAACUAUAGGAAUCAUGGCUUCAGGUCUUCCGUGGCUGAAGACGGGCCUUCAAAUGAGUGGAACUCAUGCUGGUUCCUUCCGGAUAUCUCGUUCUGAAAGAGCUCCAUGGAGUGCAAAUUGUGAGGUCCAAAGUGAUCGGCAAGUUGGAAAUACAGGACCAUUAGAAAGGUUUCAUGAGUACAUUUAUUCAGUCCCAUACUCUGAUCACUCAAAUUUUGCAGAGUUAAAGGAAUUUGUGAAGCUUGUCCGACCAAACACCCUGAAGGGCAUUGUAUCUUCGUCAUCAUGUUAUAUCGAGCCAAUGUACUAUCUAGGUAGACACUGUGGAAUCACGCAGCCUGCAAGACAGUUGCAUAUGAAGCAUACAAGCAAAGGAACCAUUGAAAGAGUAGUCGCUGUCAGCACCAAAGCUUCAACUCUCGAUGAUGAAUUUGUCAAGUCAGAGAGCAAAAGACGAAAGACAUUGAAGGUUAAGUCUUCAGGAUCUCGCUCGACCAAAUUCAGUAUAUUGAGAAGAAGGGGGCGUGGAGCAAAAAUAUCGGAAAAUGACGGUCCUCAUAAUAGCUGAGAACCGUCUUGGAAGAUGGUUCCGAAAAUAAAGGAUUAUGAGCAUUCAUGGAGUUCAGAAACUACCUCGGAAGUCCCCUUGCGAGUUAUGAUCUGCCUAGUUCCUCAACUCCAGAAUUUUUAACGGCGCAUCACUGCAUUGUAAUCCUCUUUGUAUAGAAUGUUUGUUAUGGAGAUCAGGAUGAAAUAUGAUUUCUUAUGUUUCUCAGAUGUAAUAUUUGUUUGGAAGCCAUGUUCGGCCUAACUUCAGCAAGGGAGAGAAGCUGUGUAUUAUUUUCCUGAAGAAAUAUCUUUGGAAAGAAAAUGCUCGGCAAAUGUUUUUUUGGCAAGAAUCAGUUGUUUGAGUUAUGACGAAAUCAUUUUUCGCGAUGGAAUUGUAGUAAAGUUGAGGAAAAACAG